Molecule: messenger RNA, 1335 nt
Organism: Haliotis rubra (blacklip abalone)
Lineage: Eukaryota; Metazoa; Mollusca; Gastropoda; Lepetellida; Haliotidae
Exons: 4
Coding region: 1-1335 (444 amino acids)
Source: RefSeq, a predicted model, not a curated record
AUGCCGGUUCGUCCUACUCCAGUAGGCGGGAGACUGGGGAUCUUCUGGCCCAACUGGACAAUCCUGGAAGACCCGUUUGUCACCAACAUUCUCAAGACCGGUUACAAGCUGCCAAUCGCCGUGUCGCCGCCUCUGACUACAACGCCCCAGUCACGUGUGUAUGCUCCAGACCAACAAUUACUGCUAGCAGACAGCAUUCACACUCUGUUACGCAAACAAGCUAUAGAGACAGUGCUAGACCCCCAACAGUCCCCGGGGUUCUACUCACCCAUCUUGCUGGUUCCCAAGAAGGACUCACUACUAGCCAAACUUGCGCCCAGGGUCUGGUUGGCCAGCCUCGACCUUCAGGAUGCCUACCUGCAUGUGCCCAUUUACCACCAUCACAGGAAGUACCUGAGGUUCUUUUUCAAAGGGUCCCACUACCAGUGGAAAAUGCUUCCGUUUGGAAUUUCCACGGCCCCAUGGCUUUUUACUCGGAUUACCUCGCCGAUCACCUGGUUCCUCCAUCUCAGGGGCAUCGACUUUGACCCUUAUAUAGACGACUGUCUCAUGAACCACCUCGACCCUCAGUUGCUUCACAAACAGAUGCACUUUGCCAUUCGUCUCUUGCAGCUGGGAUGGAUUAUCAACAUGGACAAAUCCCACCUAGAGCUGUCCCAGGAACUGAUGUUUGUAGGAGGCCUAUUCCUGACUCAUUGCGACCUUGUCAGGAUUCCGCUGGAUCGCUGGAGAAAGAUUGUCAGUUUCGCCAGCCCAGGUCUAUCUCAGCCGCUCGUGCUCAGGGAGUGGCAGUCCCUCUUAGGUCUCCUCACCUCAGCCCAGGACUUGAUGCUCAGAGGUCGUUUGAUGCUUCGGCCGUUACAGCGCUUUCUGUUGCCUUACAUCCAGACGGACGACCUUCAGUUGAGGUUCCUUCUGCCGCUGCAUCUCCAUGCUUACCUCCAUGCGUCUCUUCAGGGUUGGGGUGCACACCUCAACGACCAGACCACCUCGGGACUGUGGUCCGCCACCGAGCUAGGAUGGCACAUCAACAACUUGGAGCUGCAAGCAGUCAUUUUAGCGGUUCGACACUGGAUGCCUCUGUUGCGGAACACCAGGCUCCUGAUAGCUUCGGACAAUUCUACGGUGGUGUGGUUGAUUCACAAUCAGGGAACGACUAGGUCCAAACAGUUGUUGGAGCAGACUUUCCAGCUGACUAGUCUCCUGGACAACAAUGGCAUCACGCGUGCUAAAGACAAAUCCAAACAACUUUUUCAAGUCAUGGAUAAGCCGGCUGAGUCCCUCACAUGUCAACUGAUGUCAGACGACCCUCUUCCUUCCAGUGAUCCGCCAUAG